AUGAGACCCAUCCUCCUCGCCGGCCACGAGCGUGCGCUCACCCAGAUCCGGUACAAUCUCGAUGGCGACAUCAUCUUCUCCGUCGCAAAGGACCAGCACAUCUGCGCCUGGUUCUCCCACAACGGCGAGCGCCUCGGCACCUACCAUGGCCAUGUCGGCGCCAUCUGGACCGUCGACGUCGAUCCCACCACCACUAUGAUCGCCUCGGGCGCCGCAGACAACACCAUCCGCCUCUGGGAGGUCAAGACCGGCCGCUGCCUCAAGGUCUGGGAGUUCCCCACCGCUGUCAAGCGCGUCGAGUUCAACGAGGACGGCACCAAGCUGCUGGGCGUCACCGAGAAGCGCAUGGGCUACCUGAGCAACAUCGUCGUCAUGGACAUCAACCCGGACGUUGACGCCGAGCAGAGCGACGAAAGGGUCCUCACCAUUGUCUGCGACGAGAGCAAGGCCACCGUUGCCGGCUGGAGCGCGCUCAACAAGUACAUCAUUGCCGGCCACGAAGACGGCAGCAUCUCUCAGUACGACGGCAAGACGGGCGACCUGUUGGACAAUGUGCCCAUUCACGAGCUGAACCAGCCCAUCUUCGACCUCCAAUGGUCUGCCGAUCGCACAUACUGCAUCACCGCUUGCAAGGACAAGACGGCCAAGCUCGUCUCCGCCCGCGAUCUCGAAGUCUUGAAAAACUACCCGGCCGACACACCCCUCAACAGCGCAACCGUCACGCCCAAGAAGGACUAUGUCAUCCUCGGCGGCGGCCAGGCCGCCAUGGACGUCACCACCACGGCUGCCCGCCAGGGCAAGUUCGAGGCCCGUUUCUACCACAAGAUCUUUGAGGACGAGAUUGGCCGUGUCCGCGGCCACUUUGGCCCCCUCAACACCGUCGCCGCCGACCCGACGGGCAAGAGCUACGCAUCCGGCGGAGAGGACGGCUACGUCCGCGUUCACCACUUCGACAAGGGCUACUACGACUUCAUGUACGAGGUGGAGAGGGAACGUGCGAACCGCAUGUAG
Molecule: messenger RNA, 1011 nt
Organism: Hirsutella rhossiliensis
Lineage: Eukaryota; Fungi; Ascomycota; Sordariomycetes; Hypocreales; Ophiocordycipitaceae
Product: WD domain, g-beta repeat domain-containing protein
Exons: 3
Coding region: 1-1011 (336 amino acids)
Biological process (GO): cytoplasmic translational initiation
Cellular component (GO): cytoplasm; eukaryotic translation initiation factor 3 complex, eIF3m
Molecular function (GO): protein binding; translation initiation factor activity; RNA binding
Source: RefSeq, a predicted model, not a curated record